Messenger RNA from Exaiptasia diaphana, 1838 nucleotides. RefSeq names its product zona pellucida sperm-binding protein 2. NCBI's taxonomy places the organism in Eukaryota, Metazoa, Cnidaria, Anthozoa, Actiniaria, Aiptasiidae. The record is from RefSeq and is a predicted model, not a curated record.
GCUGCUUUUGGCGGCUUUCGUCCAUGUUGCCAUUCUUAAAGUGCAAGGACAGGCAAAUCUAAAACCUAUGGCAGUGUACCCACUGAAUAAAAAAGUUGGAACAAAAGACAUCUUGGGCAAGAAUCCCCCCGGAAUUUCCAAAAACAUCGGUUUUUCUGCAGGUCCUUAUGGAGGCCCUGACAAUGCAAUCGAAUUUAAAGGGCGUCCAAACAGCUACGUUGAGUUCCCAAAUAAAGGCGGACUUGAUGCUAAAAAAUCCAUUACGCUUUGUGCCUGGAUCAACAACGAGAACGAUGGGCCAAUCUUUAACUAUGCUACCAAUCACUGGGGGGUUCAUUUGUGGAUGAUUCAUAAGAACAAUCUCUUCGUUCGCUUCACCCACAACAUUGUAUCGAAAAAACUGAAAUAUGUGUUCACAACUUCUCUUGGCGCCAAGGUGAAAAGACUUGACAGUGGAUGGCACUUUGGAUGCGCGUCUUACGAUGGCAAAACUGGAAAGGCUAGACUGUUUGUAAACAAUGCAUAUGAUACCAAGAGCGAGAAGAACAUUGGAAAGAACCUUCGUUUAUCCACGCAGGACGAUGUCAGAAUGGGAGUAAGGAUUGGGGAUGCUCGCUACCUCAAGGGAAGCGUGUCGUGCAUGCAAGUGUACGGGGCUGCCCUGACUGAAGAACAGAUUAAAAAGUAUGCUAAGAAACGCUGCUUAACCCAUACAAAAGUUGAGCAUGAACUUACAUGCGGAUCCAACCAGAUGAAAGUGACCGUUAAAAGACCAACGCCCUAUACCAGUUUCAAAGACUUGCGUCUGUUAGACCCAGCAUGCAAAGCGGGCAAAAACUUCCAGUUUAAAUUCGGUUUGGACAAAUGUGGAACUCAGGUUGAGACUACAAAAACAGAGAUCAUCUACAGAAAUGAGAUUCUUGGCACAGAAAUUGUCAAAGGUGGAAAARUAUCCCGUGUUAAGGACAUAAGAAUAACGCUAGAAUGUGCUUACCCGCGAAAGACCGUACUCACAUCGAAUAAGAUUGAGCCGAACCAGGACAAAUUCCGAGGUGCUUCUGUCGAAAAUGGUAAAUUCAAGUUUGCAAUCMAAAUGUUUCCAACGAAGAAGUUUGACAAACCUUUCGCMAAGUACCCAGCACGCUUGCAUCUUCGCCAACCUGUCUAUGUACAGGUAUCAGUCAAUUCCCUUAGUGGAGAGCUUGCUAUCUUGGCAAAGGAUUGUUAUGCCACAGCAACGAAAUCCCCUGCUGAUAAACUCAGGCAUCCUUUGAUUGCAAACAGUUGCCCAGCAGACAAAACGUUGAAGAUGUUGCCAUCUCCUUCCACAAACAAGCAGAGGUUUCGUCUUCAGACUUUCCGCUUCGUCGAGAAAAAACACAAAUAUAUUUUCAUCCACUGCAUSGUGACCACUUGUGACGGGAAAAAGAAAGACAGCGUGUGCGCAAAGGGCUGUCAGAAGCCUAAGGUUGGCAAGCGCGAAGAAUCAGACUUGGAAGGCUUGGAAACAAUCAGCCUGUCUCAAGGACCAUUCGCUCUUAAACAUCCAGAAUCGCAAGUAGCUGUGAACUUGGAGCAAGAUAGCAACCAACUUGAUGACGCAGUAAGUAUGCCUUUGGAAAUAUCGGAUUAAAAGUGAAACAUAUCAAGGCUCCAACCGAACUGGCAUGUACAAAUUGGCGUGAGUGAACCAGGAAUUUCUGAAGCAGUAUUUCCAGUCAAUUAAUGAUGUAUACUAAACUGUUGUCAGGCCUGUGUUAUUUUCAUGGAAUAUUUUUAAAUUCAAACUUCGUGUAAUGAUUUUAGCAAAUGGCAAAUAAAACUAUUUGAGCAUUCAG